Chaetomium strumarium is the source of this 3373-nucleotide messenger RNA. RefSeq lists its product as uncharacterized. The transcript is spliced from 6 exons. The coding region runs from base 115 to 3225 and encodes 1036 amino acids. NCBI's taxonomy places the organism in Eukaryota, Fungi, Ascomycota, Sordariomycetes, Sordariales, Chaetomiaceae. The record is from RefSeq and is a predicted model, not a curated record.
UCCUCUCUCGCGGCAGCGCAUGGCCGCAGCACUUAUUCAUCCCACAUCAUCGUGCUGAACAUCUGCGACGGCAAAAUUACGCGCCUCGGUCCUAGACACGCGCUGUAAAACACGAUGCCCGGCCUCUUUUCCCGGCUCAAGGGCAGGGACAAGUCCAAGAAAAAUGGCGCCGACCAGCUUGCGGAUCAACAGCCGCAGAAACCGCGAUGGGAAGACGCGUGGACCCGCAAGACAGUCGAGCCCGAGGAAGUUCAGCAGCUAAUUCGGUGCUGCACGGAGGAGCUCAAAGCCCGAGCUCUCGAUAUUCCCUUUCUACUGCUCCCUUUUCGACCGACCUCCGAUCCGAGCGCGGUCCGUACUUUUGUGCGACACUUUUUUGAUGGCAAAGAUGGCGGUCAGGUGCUUCGCGGAGAAGCCUUGGCUCAGGAGUUGCGGAUGACGGAGCCAAUGGUCAUCUCAGGUGUGAUAAAAUGGUGCUGGAGCAGACUUCAGGGCGGCGUUGUUGGCUGGGACUCGUACGAGCUCUUCAAAGUGGGAGAGCAAGACUCGCACAUGGCCAGGGACUCGUUCAAAACCUUCAUCCCCCUUAGCGUCGACAACGAGUCUCGGUCAAAGAUCAUCUUUGACUUUUUUGAUCUUCUGUCGGCCGUUGCCGCCCACAGCAAAAUGAACGGACUCGGAGGGCGCAAACUUUCGCGCAUGGCUGCCUGGUGGGCGUUCGAGCACAACGAUACGGGCAAUGGCUUCGAUGGGGCAUAUAGAUCAUGGCUCAGUGCGGCCGACGCCACGAGCCAUUUGUUCUUUGCAUAUCUCAGGUCGCUUGCACCCGAGCCGACCAUUGGCGGUAUCUCACUAUUGCCCAUGUCUCUUCAGAAGCUCCUUCAGGAAACCGAAUACCCGCCCCAGAGGCCGGCGCUAUUGCAGACAUCGACGAACAGGGUUGCCAUGAUUGUCGACACGGUGUCGCCUACGCCAUUCGCCCUGCUGCGGAGGGCUAACCAUUUUCAGUACCGCGACGAGGACAAGGCGCUCAAGGAGUGGUCCGAAUAUGACGACCCCAUACAGGCUUUGACUGAGGAGUGCCGCAGGGUUCUUAGGGCGAUUUCCGCGGCGAACCAGUCGCACGCAGUUUCGAGUUCAAAGGUGUCGACGAGCCUCCGCGAUGCAUCAUGGUCUCGGUUCGAGGACAUUGGUUUCACGAGCGCCCUCGAGGAAGAUGAACUGGAGGAGGAUUCACUCCUUGCUUUGCGGCGGCAGAAGCAAGGACUAAGAAAUACGCCUGCCUCAGGAAACGGCGAUCUAGGACGGCCAACGACUCCAUCCUGGGCGGAUUUCUUGUCAUCUGGUUUCGUCGACGACCGGGCGACACCGAACGUGUUGUUGCCACCUGACAAGGUGCUCCCUCCGAUCGAUACGGGCGUUCGACAGCGAAGCUCUCAGUCUCACAGGCCGAGACUCGAGAGUGACCAUCACCUUGAACCUGGUGAGCUGGCAAGCAUCGUGCGGUUUGAUCUCGACGACGCCUUCUGGUGGGUGUGGAUGACUAGUUUGGGGCCUGAAGAGACGCCGGAGAGGAAGUCGGCCUUCGGGCGCUGCGCUGUGGUUGAGACCAUCAUUCGGACCGGCCGCUGGCUCGUCAUGGAGGAGAUGGUCAAAGGCGCAGCUCCUGACCCUGAGGAAGGCGCUUAUAUCGCGGAGAAGAAGGGCUUUUUCAGCUGGACCCGUCGCGGCAAGGGGGUUAAUAGGAGGAAAUCCACCGCUGGAAAGCAUGCUCUGGAGAAGAGUGACGGACACCUGAAACCGAGCGCCACGAUGGGGUUCAGUAAGACGAGUAUCGGUCCUGAUCAACAAGCAAAGAUCCAGGCUGCCGCAAUUCAGCUUCAGAGGCAGGAACAGCAGAAGAUACAGCAGCAGCAGGUGCAGGAGCGGCGGGGAAGAAAGGAUACGGACUGGUUGAACGACAAGACUAACAGUGUUCUGACUCUCCAGCCAAGCAUCCUCGGCGAAGCAGCUCCAGCUGUGAAAUGGGCCAGUAAAUAUGACAAGGAGGCGAUACGCGAGGCCUACCUUGCCAACAUCAAUGCGGGCCGUGGUCCUGGGAGCGUCGCUUCCCAGACCAACGGGCAUGCCACGCCCAUAGCUGAGGAGGAACGUCGCCCGGAACUGCCUCCCAAGACGCCAUCGUCGCCCGCAGUCGCGACAGAGAACUCUUCCUCGGUCGCGCGACAGGACGAGACAACCAACUCGCAGACUCCGAAGCCGGAAGAGAGAGAUCCCGAGGCACCUAGCGACAUUCAUCCGGCAGAACGAGUACAUAGCCCCUUGCCUCCAUCGAAAGAAGGGGAAAGUUUGGAGUUGGCGCGGGAAAAUAUGGCUUCUCCCGAGCCUCACCUGAUCCCUGAGGGCAAUAAGCCAAAGAAGCUUCACAAGGAGAUGGCCAAGACGGGCGGUAGCAGUGGCUUGAAGAAGCUGUUCAGCCGCAAAAACAGGGGCUCCAAGGUCCCUGACAACGCCGCCGAGCAGCUCAGAGCGUUCGUUGCCGCUGAUCAGAAAUCUCCUGCGCCUGCUGUUCCGCAGAAGGCGACGCAGCAGGAGCAGCCCAUGCCCGCGCCGCCAAAGCAGGAGCCUGUUGUCCCGCAGAAGCCUCAGCCCAUCCCUGUACGCGUGCCAGUUCCCGCGCCGGCUUCCCCUGCUCCACAGGCUCCCACGGAAUCCGAACCCGUUCCUGAUUCCCCUGCUGCUGAAGAGGUCUCGCCUGUGAGCACGGCAGAUGCUGCUGAGGCGAAGACUGAGUUCUCGCGCUUCGACCAAGGCCCGCUCGUCGACCAGCCUGCAUUCGUUCCCGAAGACGAUUCGGAGGAUGAUGACGACGCCACGCCUCCCCCAAUUGCCAGACACUCGCCUCGGAUCCCGUCACCACCGGUGCCGGAACCUGCUGAAGAGGAAGCAGCACCGCCCCCGGCGCCUGUGGCUCGUGCCAUCGACCCUCAGGACAGGUGGGCGCAGAUCCGCAAGAACGCUGCCGAGCGGGCUGCGCAGCGCCAAGCCGUGCAGGCCAGAGUUUCGGGAAGCCUGAUCACAGAUGACAGCAGCGAAGAGACCAUCGAGUCCCGUGUUGCCCGCAUCAAGGCGAGAGUGGCGGAACUCACUAGCGGCGCCGAGGGAAUGGGCGGACCAGGCGCUCGGCCAGGCGCUCGGCCGCCGCCGCCGCCGUUCCGUCGUUAGAGGCCGAUGCGCUUACUACUAGUACCAGUCACGGCCCUAAUGGUGCUCACUCUCGCCUUUGAUCUGGUUGCUGGAAGAAACCAGAGGUGUGAACGAAAACAUCAAAACAGAAACCGUAAUGCUUUCUCGCCGUGCCUAUCGGACCAGG